Messenger RNA from Rhipicephalus sanguineus (brown dog tick), 1203 nucleotides. RefSeq lists its product as uncharacterized. The record is from RefSeq and is a predicted model, not a curated record. NCBI's taxonomy places the organism in Eukaryota, Metazoa, Arthropoda, Arachnida, Ixodida, Ixodidae. The transcript has a single exon. Bases 1 to 1203 code for a protein of 400 amino acids. Gene Ontology annotation, molecular function: nucleic acid binding.
AUGCGAAGGCCGAUUUUUGAGACGUACCUACACAUUUUUGCCGACGCUAGCGAAUCGGCAUACGGAGCAGUAGCGUACGCUUCCAUGUUUGACUCGAAGGGCGAAGCUUGUAGUGCAAUCCUGUUUGCGAAGACGAGGGUUGCGCCAAUCAAAACAAUAACCCUGGCUCGACUUGAGUUGAUGUCUGCUCUGCUGGCAGCACGCAUUUACCGUUACCUUUCAAGCAACUCUGACCUACAUUUCAAGAAGGUAACAAUUUGGUCCGACUCACAAAUUACGCUCUGCUGGAUUCGGAAGGAACCAACGGCAUGGAAGACAUUCGUCAGAAAUCGGGUGGCUGAAAUCCAAAAACUUACAGAUCUCUCGUUUUGGCGUUUCUGCCCAGGCAAGGAAAAUCCCGCAGACUUAUUGACAAGAGGUAUAUCAGCUGAGAAACUACAUCAGACAGAACUGUGGUGGCAUGGACCAAAAUGGAUGACCGAUCCCUCAAGAUGGCCAGAAGACUCUUGUCAAGACAUGCGAGGAGAAGUACCAGAAUGUGCUUCCACAACUAUGACUCAUGCUGUCAGCGCGAAACCACCAUUAGAACGACUAAUUGACACGGAGCGGUUCAGCUCCCGCGUCAAACUUCUGCGAGUCACAGCGUGGGUGUUGAGAUACACGAAGAAGCUUAAAAGAGUGCCCAUAUCAUCACAGGAGCUUCUGACAGAAGAACUACAAGAAGCUGAAAUGUAUCUGAUACGGGCCGAGCAAAAGAUACACUUUCGCGAUGAAAUGACGCACCUUUCGGAAAAUAAGCCUGUUAAAUCGCUAAGCCAAGUUAGACAUCUACGGCUUCUAUUGGACAAUGGUGGACUGAUUCGUGUACAAGGUCGUGCUCUCAGCCAGAGCGAGAACUACGGAGCUCAGAAUCUGAUCCUUUUACCAAGAGACAGUUAUUUCACAACGCUGAUUAUCCGACAAGCCCAUACGAAGGUUCUUCAUUGUGGCGUGCGAGAUACGCUUAUACAGAUUCGUGAACGAUUUUGGGUUCCACAGGCCAGACAACUAGUCAAGAAAGUCAUACGCCAAUGCCUGGUGUGUCAGCGAAUGCAAGCAAAGCCAGUUCAGCAAGAAACACCUUCUUUACCAAGUGACAGAUGUACGAAGGCCGAACCUUUUCUCGUAACAGGAAUUGACUUUGCUGGACCAUUAUACGUCUGA